UACAGGAGACAAUGAACAUAUCCCGAUGAAUAACCCUUCCACACAGAUUUACCAGUUGCAGGCCCUAGCCUCUGAACUCAAAACUGGUUUCACAGAAGCGAUGCAAGAACUGUCAAGAAUUCAACAUGGAGAGUAUGCUUUGGAAGAGAAGGUUAAGAGUUGCAGAUGUUCCAUGGAAGAAAAAGUUACUGAGAUGAAGAAUUCAUUAAACUAUUUCAAGGAAGAGCUGAGCAAUGCCAUGUCAAUGAUCCAGGCCAUCACUUCCAAACAAGAAGAAAUGCAACAGAAAAUUGAACAGCUUCAACAGGAAAAGCGAAGAGAAUCUCGAAAAGUGAAAGCCAAGAAAAGUCAGAAAGAAGAACACGGCUCACAGGCUGGGUCUGCUCAAGCACAAGGAAGUCCUUUCCGUUCCAUCAAUAUCCCUGAGCCUGUUCUUCCGAAUGAAGACUUUACAAACCUCUUGCCUUCUCAGGCCUAUGAAAAAGCCCAAGAGUCCAGAUCCAUGCAUGUAGGAGAUAGUAAUGUGAAGGGAAUGAUGGGUCCCGGAAUGAACCCAACAACCCCAGAACCUGAAGAAAAUAUUAAGUCUUGCCUCUCGGCUGAUAUCCAAUCCAAGGGCCAUCUCCCAUCUGGUGUGUGGAGGCAGCUUAAGGAUGGUAAAGACUGGGGUGAAGAAUAUGUCACGAAAGACCACCCAGACAAACUCAAGGAAGUUGGCCAGGGCAGACACAGCUCCUUGGAAAAUGUAUUGUGUGAAACCUCUUUAGCUGCUAAAAGACAGACUGUGGCUUUAGAACUGCUUGAAUCAGAAAGAAAAUACGUCAUUAACAUCUCUCUGAUCCUGAAGAUCAAGGCAACAUUCCAGGGGUCAGAUGGAAAGAGGAAUUCAAAAGAGAGAAGUCUCUUCCCUAGCUCUUUACGGUACCUUGUCCAGCAGCACUUGGAUUUGCUUCACGCUUUGCAGGAGAGGGUUCUGAAGUGGCCACGCCAAGGAGUCCUUGGAGAUUUAUUCCUUAAGUUAACAAAUGAUGAGAAUAAUUUUUUGGAUUACUAUGUUGCCUACCUGAGGGACCUGCCUGAAUGCAUCUCUUUGGUUCAUGUUGUUGUUCUGAAGGAGGGUGAUGAAGAGAUUAAAUCUGACAUCUACACAUUGUUUUUUCACAUAGUCCAGCGCAUCCCUGAAUAUCUGAUACAUCUGCAGAAUGUUCUGAAGUUCACAGAACAGGAACACCCUGACUAUUACCUACUUCUGGUGUGUGUUCAGCGCCUUCGAGUAUUUAUCUCCCACUACACCCUGCUGUUUCAAUGCAAUGAGGAGUUGCUUAUUCAGAAACGGAAAAAGCUCAAGAAGUCAUCCAUGGCGAAGCUGUACAAAGGGCUGGCUUCCCAGUGUGCAAAUGCCGGGCAAGAUGCUUCCCCCACUGCAGGUCCUGAGGUUGUCCGAGACAGUGGGAUCCACUCAGAAGAGAUGCUGCAACCCUACCCUUCUACUCCCAGUUCUGGUCCUGCUGUCACACAUUUGAUGCCCCCAAUGAAGAAAAGCCAACAACAGCAAAGCUUGAUGGAGAGCAUGCAGCCUGGGAAGCCCAGCGACUGGGAGAUGGAGGGCAGAAAGCAUGAGAGGCCAGAGAGCCUCCUGGCGCCGGCGCAGUUCUGUGCCGCUGAGCAGGACGUGAAGGCGCUCGCCGGGCCCCUGCAGGCCAUCCCGGAGAUGGACUUUGAGCCCUCGCCCGCCGAGCCGCUGGGCAACGUGGAGCGCUCCCUGCGCGCCCCGGCCGAGCUGCUGCCCGACGCCCGCGGCUAUGUGCCCGCGGCCUACGAGGAGUUCGAGUACGGCGGCGAGAUCUUCGCGCUGCCCGCGCCCUACGACGAGGAGCCCUUCCAAGCCCCGGCCCUCUUCGAGAACUGCUCGCCAGCCUCUUCCGAGUCCAGCCUGGACAUCUGCUUCCUGCGGCCCGUCAGCUUCGCCAUGGAGGCCGAACGGCCCGAGCACCCACUACAGCCGCUGCCCAAGAGCGCCACGUCUCCAGCGAGCAGCAGCGGCGCCUACAAGCUGGAGGCGGCGCAGGCGCAGGCGCACGGCAAGGCCAAGCCGCUGAGCCGCUCGCUCAAGGAGUUCCCGCGCGCGCCGCCCCCCGAGGGCGUGGCCCCGCGCCUCUACAGCACGCGCAGCAGCAGCGGCGGCCGCGCGCCGCUCAAGGCCGAGCGCGCCGCGCAGCCGCAUGGCCCUGCCCGCGGCGCGCCCAGGACCUUCUUCCCCCAACAGAGGUCCCAAAGCGAAAAGCAGACCUAUUUGGAAGUAAGGAGGGAGAUGCAUUUAGAAGACGCCACCAGAUUCUGUCCAAAGGAAGAAAGAGAAAGUGAACAAACAUCUUUCAGCGAUCAAAAUCCCAGGCAAGACCAGAAAGGGGGCUUUCGCAGCUCCUUCCGCAAGCUCUUUAAAAAGAAGUCCAGUGGAUCAGAAUACAGGGAAAAAACUAAUGAGAAUCCCUCAAUGGAUCCUUCACCCACCAAACAAGAUUUCUUCAGAAACCGACUUGCUCUUGCAAAUGACCUUGACCAAGGAACAGCUGUGUAAAACAUACUUAAAGUUGUAUUGUCAAGUGGCCAAAAGUUUUGGGGGCAGUGCUUGAAAGCACAAAGCCAAACUGACUGAACAUGGAAAGUGAAAUAGAAGUCACAGCCUCUUGAAUAAAAUGUAAAAAAAA
Messenger RNA from Ceratotherium simum simum (southern white rhinoceros), 2708 nucleotides. It is a transcript of the gene ARHGEF33, whose product is annotated as Rho guanine nucleotide exchange factor 33. Lineage: Eukaryota; Metazoa; Chordata; Mammalia; Perissodactyla; Rhinocerotidae. Gene Ontology annotation, molecular function: guanyl-nucleotide exchange factor activity. The record is from RefSeq and is a predicted model, not a curated record.